AUGAAAGGGCAUUGCUUGAGCGACUGAAGAAGCGCGAGCUGGUGCGCGAGCAGAGACUGCGCCAAAGGCAGUUGGCGGGCUUCGGCUCCGAGCGCGAGAAAUGGACGCGCAACGGCAGGCGCAGCCGCAGAGUCUGGGUAAUGGCUCUGUUGAUGCGGUGGUGGCAGCAUGUAGCGACGCAGACGCGCCAUGGGCGGCGACCGGGGUCGCCUCGUCCGUGCCUUUCGCAGCAGUGACCCUGGCCUCUUCGCAACUCCUGCCACCGCUGAUCCUGGCUCCCACAUCGCCAGAGGAAUACGCACUUCCUCCGGGGUUAACGCAGCCGCAGCACUUGGGCCUGGAACGACUUCCCGCGCCGCAACUGUCACAUGUGCUGGGCGAGUGGGCCGCUUUGCCGCUCAAUCUGUCAGUAGCGGCCGUGGCCGCAGCCCCGGCCGCUGCCCUAGCUGCUGCCAUGACCGCCGUUCAUUCGCCCCCAGAGCUGCUACUGCGGCCGCAGCGGCUGGGGGAUACACAGGGCCCGUGGGGCCCGUCGCCGCUGCCGCGCCAGGGGCCAAGAGGCGCGGCAGCGGGUCCGUCACCGGGCGCCGCCGGUGCGACUGUGGCUGCCGUUACCGCAGGCCCUCAGAACUACACUGCAGCCGACGCGGCUGCAGCUGGAAACACUCCGAAAUUUAUGGAGGACCAGGCUCUGAUGUGGACGGCGCCGGGCGGCUGGGCUGCAGCCGCAGCCGCAGCCGCAGCUGCAGCACCCGAAGUGUCGAGCGCACUGGCGGCGGGACUGUCGCAACUGGGUGCCGCUCGAUGGGGCGUGGCGGCUGCGGCAGCGGCAGGAGCUGUGGCUGCUGCAGGUGCGCCCUACGUGCGCCACGGCCAGAGAGGGGCCUCCGGCUUCUUCGCCCGCGGCACCGGCGCCUUCACCUGUCACGGCUGCUGUUUGCGCAAUAGUUACCAGUGCGGUUUCUACGGCCCGCCUGGGACGCGAAGCCUGGAGGAGGCUGGUGGGCGGGAGUGCGCGGACUGCGGCACGGAAUCGACGUCCCAAUGGCGGACUUACCGCACGCACGUGGGGUUGUACGUUUGCGUGUCAUGCAAGAGCAAGCGACUGGGCGAGGUCCGGCGGUCAGGGGCGAAGGGUCCUGAGGAGAAGGAGGGGUCGGAGACCGGCAGCGGCCGACACAGCAGUCCUCAGCUGGGGCUGCCGACCAGCCGGACAGAUGCUGACGGUUCGGAGCAGCUGCCCGCGGCCACGACGCCCACACACAGCAUUGAUGGCUGCAGCCGUGAACCAGCAGCAUCGCCGCGCCUGCUGCAGGUGCCGCUGUCGCCUCUGUCGCUGCCGCUGCCCGGUGAUGACAAGCCUGGCGCUUUCCCUGGCGUGGUCACUGGCGUGCUUGCUGAUGCGGCUGCCGGUGGCACGCCGCCGCUGGAGGCCGCGGCAGGUAGCACCGGCUCACCCCUAGACGGGCUCGCCGAGCAGCGCCCUGUGUCGCCCGGUGCCGUUCAUUGCGCCCACUGCGGCGCAUCCCACCAGCGUCGGCCUGGCGCCCCAUUUGGCUGCUUCGCGUUUGAGACCGGCGCCUUCACCUGCCACAGCUGCUGCAGAAAGAACAGUGCCGCGCACGGCUUCUACGGCCCGACCGGGACGCAGAGCAUGGAGGAGGCGGGGGGGCGGGAGUGUGUCGAGUGCGGCACGGAGCAAACAAGUCGGUGGCACGUGAGCCAGAUGCACCCGGGCUCCUACUGCUGCAACGCGUGUGGAAUGAGUCAGAAGCGGCUGGAUAAUGCCGGAGGUGCCCCGGAGCUGCAGUGCGCCGAGCAGGGCGGCAGCGGCAGUGACAAGCAGCAACCGUUGCAGCCACAGCAACAGCACCAGCCGCAACAACCACAACAGCAACAGCGGCAGGUGGUGGCCGGGAGCCGGGACACCGGCAGCCGGUCCGCCGUCUCAAUGCAGGAGCCCGCGCACUUGACGCCAGCGGCCGCCGCGCCGCUGGCCCCGCAGGCCGGUGCGGCGCCGACAGCGAGCGAGCAGCAGCUGCGCGCAGCCGAGCAGCAGCCGGAUGAGUGCGUGGGCAAGGACCAGGACCGGGAGGCGGACUCGGACUUGGGCCAGGGCCUGUGCGAGCGUGCAGGAGCGAUGGCAGGCGGGCCUGCCGCUAGCAUGGAAAGCGGCGGCAGUGCUGAUGGCUGCGAGGCACUGAACGCGGUGGCUCCUGCAGCAGCGCCUGCAGCUGAAGUUGCAGCAGCUGCCGCAUUGGCCGCUACGCAUGCGCCGGGCGCCGUUGGUCUGCAGCCGCCGCCGCGGCUGCAGCAGCCUGUGGCUGGUGCCGGCGGGGCAGAGGCUGCGGCGGCGCGCCAGCCAGGGGACACGGCAGCCGCGGGGCAGCCUCAGCCGCAGAGCCGCACGGAGUUAGCUGCAGCUGAUACAGGUGCUCAUCAGCCGCCCGGCCGCGGUGCGGCGGCUGCGGCGACGGCAACGGCGCUGGUGCCGUUGCUGCCGAGAGUCAAGAGCCUCAAGAGCACACGGCUGGCGGCAGCUGUCCCGCGCGCCCUCGUGGCCAGCAGCAGCAGCAGCAGCAGUCGCUGUGGUGGUGCCCGCCGUGAUGGUAGCCCUCCUGGGGCUGGCGAUGCGGCGGCGGCAGCGGCGGCAGCGGCGGCAGCGGCGGCAGCGGCAGCAGCGGCGGCAGCGGCGGCAGCGGCGGCAGCGGCGGCAGCGGCGGCGGUGCCUCCGCCACCUCAGCCGCUUCCGGCGCCUCCGCUGCCUCUGCCGCCCCCGCCGCCCCCGCCGCACGCAGGGUCGGGCUCAGAGCCUACCGGGGCUCAAGGUGGGUCGACGUCCCAGCGGCGUUCACAGCGCUUGGCGGGCGCUGCCGGCGGCGCGGCCGCCUCGGCAUGCAGCAACGGCGGCCAUUGGGAGCCUGGCGACGAAGCGGCAUCGCGGCAGGAGCGGCGGCAGCGGAAGGCAGAAGAAGGUGGCAUCACUGCUGCGGCUCCUCCUGCUGUUGGUGCGGACGAAGAGGAGCCUGCGACUGCGAUGGAGGCCAAGGUUGAGGCCGGUGCGGAAACAGCUAAGCUCGAGUUGCAGGAAAAGCUGCUGGCGGUCCGGGCGGACGGUGACUUCAGGGCUAUCGUCGGCGCAGAGGAGCGAGCCGCAGUGGAGGGUGGCGCCGGCGUGAAUGUUUCUCCAGCAGUCCAGAAGCAGGGCCCGGCUGGCGGCGGCCCGUCGCCGGUACUCACCUUGGCGCAGGAGCUGGUGACGAUGGCGGCACAGGCGGCUGUAGCUGCGGCGUCGGUGGCGGCGGGAGCAGAGGCGGCGGAGGCUGGGCCUGGGGCACAGGCAUCGGAGGCGCAGGCGGGACUGCUGCCCUCCGCGACUGCAAUGGCGCAAGCGCCGGCCAUGGCUGCUGCCGUGCCUGAUGCGGGCGUAGCGCUGUUGGGGGAGGCGGAGGCUGUGCCGAAUGCAAGCGCGCAGGCGGCUUGUGUUGGGCCUUCCGCAGCAGGCAUUGACCCCUCCACCGUGCGUUGCGUCUCCUGCAGCGCGCCCUACGAGCUUGCUACGAGGAAGGGCGGUUUCUUCGCCCACGGCACCGGCGCCUACACGUGCCACCGCUGCUGCCACGGUAACUUGCGCGCCCACGGCUUCUACGGCCCGCUCGGAACGCGGUCGCUGAAGGAGGCGGGCGGGCGGCAGUGCGCCGAGUGCGGCACGGAGGCAUCGCCCAAGUGGCGCCCGCACCCGUUGCGACCGGGCGCCUAUGCCUGCAGGCCGUGUGAGCCGUCAUUACGCACUGAGAUGGAAAGGGCUCGGCAGCGGCGGCUGGCUGUUCAGGAAGGGCGGGAGCAUGGCAACUUCACAGACGGCAUCAGGGAUGGCAGCCCCCCGCCGGCUGGGCCACCAGCGCCCAGUCAUCCAGCGCACACCGUGGCGUCCGCUACGGGUGGUGCUGGAGUGGCGGCGGCUGCGGCAGCUGUGGUGGCUGCUGCCGACGGUGUCUUGGGCGCCGGUGCCGAUGCGGGUGCCGGUGCGGGUGCCGCGCCAGCACCGGUGCCUCAGGCAGGGGCCUCAGACGCCGGGCUCCCACGCGCCGCGGUGUGGCUGUCGGCGCCACCAGUGCGCGCAGCCGCGCGCACCGCGCACCACCGCAUACACAAGCAGCUGCAGAAGCCGCAGGCUGCGCCGGCCAAGGCCUCGCGCCUGGAUGUGGUGGCGGCGGUGGCGGGUGGCGAGCACGCGGCCGCCGCUGUACAGCAGGCGUGCACCGCUGACAGCGCAGGUCCUGGGGAGGCGCAGGUGGAGGCGGAGGCGGAGGCGGAGGCGGAGGCAGAGGCAGAGGCAGAGGCAGAGGCAGAGGCAGAGGCAGAGGCAGAGGCAGAGGCAGAGGCAGAGGCGGAGGCGGACGCGGAGGCGGUGGCCCUUGGCAGCCCGCAGCUCAUGCCGCAGCCGAGCCCGGAAGGCCUCACAUGCUCGGAGCCUGGGCUACCGGCUGCCGGCCAGGCAGCGGCGCCGCCGCGGCUGGCAGCGGCAAAUACUGGCCGAACUCCCGCCGGCGGUGCGGCCUCAGCAGCGCCGCCCACCACCACUGUGCAGAAGAAAUGCGCCACCUGCGACGCGCCCUGGGUGCGCCGCCGGGGCGUGCCAUCCGGCUUUUUUGCCCGCGGCACCGGCACCCACGCCUGCCACGGCUGCUGCCUAAAGAACAGACAGUCUCACGGCUUCUACGGGCCGCCCGGGACGCGGAGCCUGGCGGAGGCAGGCGGGCGGGUGUGCGCCGAGUGCGGCACGAUGACAGCAGCCCACUGGCACCUGGUCUGCCCCGAUGCGGGCACCUACACCUGCGGCCGCUGCCGCUCGAAGACAACGAAAGCAGCACGGGAGCGUGACAGCCCUGAGGGUCCAGGGCCGGCUCAAGAGCCAGGGCCAGCGGAGGACCUGCAAGCAACCCCGGCAGCCGCAGCAGCCACAGCAGCCACAGCAACCGCAGCAGCCACUUCAGCCGCAGCAGCCACAGAAGCUGCAGCAGCCACAGAAGCUGCAGCAGUCACAGAUGCUGCAGCAGUCACAGCAGCCACAACAGCCACAGCAGCCACAGCAACCGCAGCAGCCACUUCAGCCGCAGCAGCCACAGAAGCUGCAGCAGCCACAGAUGCUGCAGCAGUCACAGCAGUCACAGCAGCCACAACAGCCACAGCAGUCACAGCAGCCGCAGCAGCCCCAGCAGCCACUUCAGCCGCAGCAGCCACUGAAGCUGCAGCAGCCGCAGCAGCCGCAGCAGCCACAGCAGCCACAGCUGCCACAGCAGCCACAGCUGCCACAGCCGCCGAAGCAGCCAUAGCCGAGGCGGCGCCAGCGCAAGAGGCAGCAGGAACGGAAGCUUUCGGUAAUGUGCAGCAGCCAUCGGUCUCAUGCAUCACCUGUGGUGCCCCGAAAAAGUGCCGGUCCAAAGGCCCGUCCGGCUUCUUCGCGCGCGGCACCGGCGCCUUCACCUGCCACGGCUGCUGCUUGCGCAACCUCCACUCCCACGGCUUCUACGGCCCGACCGGGACGCGGAGCAUGGAGGAGGCGGGCGGCCGCGAGUGCGCCGACUGCGGGUCGAACACACCACGUCAUUGGCGGUGGCAUCCCACACAGUUGUCUCUCUACGUCUGUAGGGCGUGCGUGGGCAAGUGCAGCAAGCACAAGGCGAAGCUGUCAGUGCCGGGUGAGCCGGUCCAUGCUGAGGAGGAGGGGCAGGAAGAGGAGGGGCAGCAGGUGGGGAAGGAGGGACAACAGCAGGAGGCGGAGGGGCAGGAAGAGGCGCAGGGGCAGGAGGGGGAGGAGCGGCAGCAGGAGGAGGAGGAGCAGGCAGAGCUGCGGCGUCUGGCAGAUGAGCCACAGCGAGCACAGGCUGUAGAGGCGGAGCGGCACACGGACGAGCUUCAGGCGCUGGCUCCCGAGCCGCAACGGCACUCAUGGUCGCAGCUUCGGCAGGCUCAACCUGGACAGCAGCUGGCGGAGCGGCCGGCGGAGCCUCGGCAAGGGCCAGUAGCCUCCGCUGCCCGCGUGCACCGCACCGCCCCAGGCGGCCUGCAGCAUACCGCCGUGUCGGGUGCUGAAGCAGCAGCUGCUGCUGUUCCUGCUGCUGUGGCGGCGGCGGCGGCGGCAGCAGUAGCUGCUGACGCGCCGGCGUUGCGGUCUGUCGCUGGCAUGGUAGGAGGAGCUGCGUGUGCGGGGGCAGUGUCAGCGAGGGUUGGGGUGAGCGUGGGCCUCUUGGAGCGGCUGCCAGCACCGGGCGGCACGGCCGCUGCCGGACUUGCUGGCGGCCGCUCAGCUGCCAGAGGCAAGGCCGCCACUACCACCGGUGCUUGCGAGUGGUUGCCUGUGGUGCCGCCGCCUUGCGAGCAGCUGCCGCUUGCGCUGGACCAGUCGGCUGGAGGCGCUGGCAAUCAAGGCGAGGCGGCGGCAGCGCCGGUGGCUGCCGCCUCAGCCACGUCACCGGCAGCGGGGCCGCAAGGGUUUGUAAUCUCGACCGCAGCGGCCGCCUUCGCGCCAGCUACGGCCGCUGCAGGUGGCCCGGCACAACCAGCAGUAACACCAGCAGCAGUAGCAGAUGCGACUGUACCCGCCAGUCUGGAAGAGCCCGGCGUGCAGGUCCCAGCAGUAGCAGCAGCAGUGGCAGUAGCAGUCGCAGUGGCAGUAGCAGCCUCAGCCUCGGCCUCAGCUGGCGGGGUCGCGGCGGACAGCGGGGCUCAGCGAGCUGAGGAAGUUGAGGGCUGUGCGGGGCAGCUGGAGGCGGGCUCGCUGCACGGCGCUGCCGAAGAUGUGCAUGCACUGUCGCCGCCGUGGUCAACAGAGCCGGACGCGCAGCCACCACCGUCAUUUGAACCCGCGGUGCCCGCGGCAGCGACAGCGGCGGCGGAGGCGCAUGCGCGGCUUGCGCUAGUGCAGGAACAGGAGGUGGUGCAGGGGGGUGCUGAGAAGGUGCAAGCACGGCGAGCCGAGCCUGUUACGGUCGAGCCUGUUGCAGCCGGGCCUGCUGCUGGCGCGGGGAUCGAGUUGGGGGAUGCAGCCCAGGCGCCGGCGACCCGCACAGCACCAACUGGAAAGACCGCGGCAGCACAGCUGCUGCAGCCGUCACCGGCAACGCAGCUACCUGCACCUGCAGCGCCAACACCAGCAGCGGCGAAGGCGCCGGCAGAGGUGGUGCCGGAGCCGGACUUGGCCAUUGGGCCGCAGGUGGCGUCCGCUGUUGUGGUGGCGGGGGAGGCUGGAGUAGAGGCGCAGACGCAGACGCCAGAAGCGGCGGGGGCCGGCCCAACCCAUCUUUUGCCCCCGCCAGGGGACGAGCAAGCUGGAGGAGCAGUGACGGUAGCGGCAGCAACCGCAGACGUCGCUGAGACCGCGGCGGCAGCUCAGUCAAGGAACGACGACCGGCCACAGGAGCCAGUCGGCAGCUCGCACAAGCGGCGCCGCCUGGACGUCUCAACCAGCGGCUGGGCAGCUGUGCCUGGCAGCAGUGCUGGCAACGCAAUGGCAGCGGCUGCCACGGCGUCAUUCGCUGCCUCUGUCGCUGACGCUGCCGUUGUGAGGGAGCUGACUAGCGCUGCCCCAGGCACGUUGGCAACGGCGCAUCCGGACGCAGGCGCGAUGCUAGCAGCGUCAUGCAGGGCACAGACGGAGGCGCACACACUGCGGGCUCCUGUGCCCGGAUCGGGCGUUGCCUCAGGCUCGCUGACGGCCGCGGAGCAGCUCGGGCUGGCGGAGGCUCUGCUGGCCACAGCACGGGUGGGACAGCCGGUGGUGACAUCGCUAAUGCGCGCAGCACUGUCGCCUGCAUCCGCGGCAGCGCGCGCGUCCACGAGCUUGCCAGUAGUAGCGCCGGGAGGCUCCGUGCCCGGUGCUGACGGUGCGAUGAAUGUUGCAGCCAGGGCUGUAGCAGCACCCCCAGCUCCUCCAGCGCCUCUAGCACUUGCUGUACCUCCAGUACCUGAAGCACUUCCGGAAAUGGCGGCAGCGCAGCGAGCGGAGGCCGAGGCCGAAGCCGCAGCCGCGCCCGCUGCUACUACCUCCACAGCCGCACUCAGCGGCUCCGCAGCUGCGCCCGCCAGCGGCCCUGCCAACGACACCAGCGGCAUCCGCUGCAUAACCUGCGCCCAACCCUACUGCCAGCUGCUCGAUUCCCCAGGUUUCUUUGCCCACGGCACCGGCGCCUACACCUGCCACGGCUGCUGCAUAAGCAAUCUCACCUCCCACGGCUUCUACGGCCCGCCCGGGACCCGGAGCCUGCAGGAAGCCGGCGGCCGCGAGUGCGCCGAGUGCGGCACGGAGCCCGAAGGGCCGGACUGCGCCUGCUGGUACCUGGUCCAGCCCCCAGACCUAUCCUGCCGCAGCCAGUACCGCUGCCACGGCUGCCAUGUGGCGACGACCCGCAGUAGCGCGGCGAAGGCGGCGGCAAAGCAGGCCACGCCGCCGCCGCCACCUGUGUCACAGUUGCGUCAGCCGCCGCCGCUGGCUGUGGUGGUUCCCGCUGUCGAGCUUGUGCACUCCAGCCGCGAGCCGCUGGGCGGUACCGCGGUGACGCCGUUGUCAUACGUGCCUGCUGCGGCUGCGGUGGCUUCAGCCCAAAUGCCGACAUCGGCCGCCACGGAUGCGUUUGCAGCAAUGCCUGCCGCUCAAGCCGACGCCGCGGCGGCGCUGGCGCCUCCGCUACCUGCGCCGCAGCCAGGCGCUGCGCUCCCUUCACUUCAGUCAUUGCCAUCUCCAGUGGGGGCAGCGCCGAUCGCAGCAGCGCCCACAGCGCAGGCGGCGCCGCGGACCGCACCAGAGCUAACGCUGGGAACCAUCCGUUGCGGCAACUGUGCGGCGCCUCUGUCGCAAGAUGCCCGCGGCCGCUCUGGCUUCUUCGCCCGUGGCACCGGCGCCUUCACCUGCCACCGUUGCUGCCUGAAAAACAUUGCCGCGAACGGCUUCUACGGCCCGCCCGGGACACGGAGCCUGGAGGAGGCGGGCGGCCGCGAGUGCGCCGAGUGCGGCGCGGUUCAGUCAGGGAAAUGGUAUUCGGUUCGUCUGGACCAGGCGUCGACGGUAACCAACGCGUACCAUUGCGGCGCGUGCUACCGGAAGACCCGGAAGCGGGCGGGGUCCGGACCAGAGCAGCAAAAGCGGCAGCAGCAGGCGGAGGCCGCCGAUGGCGGCGAUGGUGAGGCCAACGAGGGUGGAGAGGAGGGGGAGGAUGCAGAUGCAGCUGUGCAGGCGGACAGGCGUGCAAAGCGGCCCCGGCAACAGCAGCAGCAGCAGCAGCAGCACGAAGACGUGGCGGCGGCGGCGGCGGCCGAGCCGGCGCCUAUGCGGGGCGUCCCGGCGUUGUUCACUGCGUGCGUGGAUGCGUCUGCGCAGGCAAUUAUUGCGCACGUCGCGACCGCACUGGGCAACGCAGGGGGCGGCGGCAUCGCGCCGACUGGUUCGCGGCGGCCUGUCUCUAAGGAGCAGGUGGCCGCACAUAUGACGACGUGGCUGCUGGCGCACGUGUGCCGGCGGCCGCUGGCGCUGAUGCUGGGGCCGGCCGCGGAGGCGCUGGGCUUCGACAGGGAGGAGCCGCCGCCGGGGCUGACGGCGGAGGAGCAGGCGGAGUGGGAGAGCGCGCGCAGUCGCGUGUGCAGGCGCUUCCAGAAUGCAGCGGAGCAGGCGAUGGCGGCAGCGGAACGCUAUGGCAGCAGCGCAGCUGCGGAUGCGCCUGGUGCUGGCGGCGCGGCGGACAGCGGCAAAGGCGCGGAAAGCUUUCGCUCUGCAACAUAUGUGGCAAGCAAGGCAUUUGCGUCGGAGCUUGUGCCAUGGUUGUUGACCCAGACGCAGGUGCACAAUCCGCCAGCUGUGGGACCCGGCUCCGCCAGUGCUGCAACGGGUGCGCAGUCUCCCGCUGACGUGCUGGCGGCGGCGCUGCAGCCGCUGCUGCUGCGGCCUGUGUGCGAGGGGCUGUGGUGGGCAUUGGCCGAGGGGGCGUUGAAGCGGAGACCAGGUAGAGAAAGGCAAGGCUGAUGUGGAGGUGGGAUUGCGUAGCCCACGGCGCAGGCAGGCCCACGUAAACCGAGACCCAGACCCGGCGUGGCCCGGGGUCGCAGGAGUUCCGCCAGGAUUCUGUUGCCUAGGCGCGUGAUGUAUGAGAAUGGUAUUUCUUUGCUUGCGACGGUUAGUUCAAGUUGCCGUGGCUGAGUGGCCAAGGCCCAGAUGGGUGACAUUGUACAGCACUGCCGCGUGUCCUGUGUCCGGAGCUUCGGGCAUUGCGUGCAGCCAGGCUUUGGCUAUUGGUGUGCGUGUGGUCGGAUUUGAUAUCCCCAUAACUGUGUGCACCGGUGUGGGAAUGUCCUGGUGUUAGGCUGUACAAUUGAACGUGUGUAGGGGGGCUGGCUCGGAAACGGGGGAAAGCAGGGGGGUGGACCUCGUAUGGGCUGUUAGCUCCACAGAAUGCAUUCAUUCACACGGUGGCAGCUAGGCACGAGGCCACAGCUAGGGCAGAUUGGUAAGUGUGUAGCAAAGAAGCUCCGCUUUCGCCAUCACAGUCAUGUGUUGAAAAGAAAACAACAAAACGAAGUCAUGUGUCUGUGUAGGACUUGUGUAGGAGGGUCCAGGAGACCAGGACCCUGCGUUUGUGUAGGCCCGCAUGGGGCCAGCGAGCGGUCCCAGAGUUGGGCGGUAUUGCUUUGGCCAGUCGUCGCUUAUAGCCUUUUGAUAGAUCCGUGGAAUCGUGGAUACGUCGCAUGUGGGUAUACCUUCGCAUCCCCAUGCCUCAUACAUGGCCCAUGCCCCAGCGCAUUCAAGAAGGGUGACCGAUGGCUGCGCCGUGCAAAGCAGUUAGAUGAGAUGAGCGUGACAGCUGCUGGAGUGCUAGACAU
This is a messenger RNA of Chlamydomonas reinhardtii, 10869 nucleotides long. RefSeq lists its product as uncharacterized. The transcript has 5 exons. Gene Ontology annotation, molecular function: sequence-specific DNA binding; zinc ion binding. NCBI's taxonomy places the organism in Eukaryota, Viridiplantae, Chlorophyta, Chlorophyceae, Chlamydomonadales, Chlamydomonadaceae. The record is from RefSeq and is a predicted model, not a curated record. Gene Ontology annotation, biological process: regulation of DNA-templated transcription. The coding region runs from base 101 to 10015 and encodes 3304 amino acids.